Molecule: messenger RNA, 1538 nt
Organism: Vicia villosa (hairy vetch)
Lineage: Eukaryota; Viridiplantae; Streptophyta; Magnoliopsida; Fabales; Fabaceae
Product: branched-chain-amino-acid aminotransferase 2, chloroplastic-like
Exons: 10
Coding region: 250-1371 (373 amino acids)
Biological process (GO): branched-chain amino acid metabolic process
Molecular function (GO): branched-chain-amino-acid:2-oxoglutarate transaminase activity
Source: RefSeq, a predicted model, not a curated record
UUCUCUCUUUUUCUCUCCUCAUUAAAAGUGUUACACGCACUAUCAAAUAUAUGUCGAUUGAGUUAGAGUUUUACCAUAAUAGACAAGUUUUCAUAAUUGAUAAUCAACUAUUUUGGAGUAUUACUAUAAUGGACAAGUUUUCAUUGCUUCUCCUAUCUCAUCUUGCUUAUCUCUUCAUCAAUAUUCAUUCUUUUGUGUGCAUGAUCUUUUCAAAACACAAUUCACAUUAACUCUCAAGCAUCCACCAAAAUGAUUCAAAGAACUCUGAAUUGUCAGAGUUUAAGAAAAUUUCUUCUUCAACCUCGUUAUCUCUCUUCUUCCAAGCCCCCACCUCUUCCAAUUCCAAGUGAUGAAGAAGAGUAUGCUAAUGUUGAUUGGGACAGUCUUGGAUUUGGAUUGACACCAACUGAUUUCAUGUAUGUAACAAAAUGUGAUGCUGGCCAAAGUUUUGGAGAUGGAGAGAUCAUUCGGUAUGGGAACAUUGAACUUGGUCCAUCAGCAGGGGUUCUAAAUUAUGGCCAGGGAUUAUUUGAAGGCACAAAAGUCUACAGAAAAGAAAAUGGGAAGCUGUUGCUAUUCCGUCCAGAAGAAAACGCAGUUCGCAUGAACGUCGGUGCUAAAAGAAUGUGCAUGGCAUCCCCUUCCAUCGAUCAAUUUGUCAAUGCUUUGAAACAAACUGUUAUAGCAAAUAAGCGUUGGGUUCCUCCAUCAGGUAAAGGAUCAUUGUACCUUAGACCUCUACUCUUAGGAAGUGGUCCGGUUCUUGGUGUAGCUCCUGCACCUGAAUACACAUUCCUCGUAUAUGCUUCUCCGGUUCGCAACUAUUUCAAGGAAGGUUCGGCUCCGCUUAACUUGUACGUAGAAGAGGAUUUUGACCGUGCUUCUCGCUGCGGCACUGGAAACAUUAAAACCAUUUGCAAUUAUGCACCUGUCUUGAUGGCACAAAUUAGAGCCAAAAUCCGGGGAUUUUCGGAUGUUUUAUACCUCGAUUCAGACAGCAAGAAAAACCUAGAGGAGGUCUCUGCUUGUAACAUUUUCGUUGCCAAGGGAAAAAAUAUUUCAACACCUUCUAUCAAUAGAACUAUUCUUCCAGGAAUCACUAGAAAAAGUGUCAUUGAAAUUGCUUGUGAUUUUGGUUAUCAGGUGGAAGAGCGGGUUGUUGCUGUCGAAGAAUUGGCUGAGGCCGAUGAAGUUUUCUGUACAGGAACUGCUGUUGGGGUUGCGCCUGUAGGGAGUGUCACAUACAAGAGUACAAGGUUCAACUAUAAAACAGGUUCCGGAUCCAUUAGUGAAGAGUUGUGCAAAAUCAUUUUAGGAAUACAAACUGGUAUAAUUGAAGAUAAGAAGGGAUGGAUCAUUGAAUUUGAUUAAGUGUGUACAUGUAUUAAAUAAUAUGUUCCUUACAUUCUAUCCCAUGUGAAAUUGUAUGCAAAAGGGCUUGGAAAUUAAACUUUUAAAUAAAUGUGCUUGUUGGUUAGAAAUAUUAGGUUGAUUUACGAUGAAUUGUAAGUUUUGAUUUUACAAAAUAGAUUGAUGUU